Canariomyces notabilis is the source of this 1590-nucleotide messenger RNA. Its product is annotated as sulfatase. Gene Ontology annotation, molecular function: N-acetylglucosamine-6-sulfatase activity; glycosaminoglycan binding. The transcript has 2 exons. The coding region runs from base 1 to 1590 and encodes 529 amino acids. Lineage: Eukaryota; Fungi; Ascomycota; Sordariomycetes; Sordariales; Chaetomiaceae. The record is from RefSeq and is a predicted model, not a curated record.
AUGGCAGAGCCGGGGCCUUCUCACGACCGCAGUGUCAAGCGUCCCAAUAUCAUCUUCAUCAUGGCUGAUGACCAUGCAUCAAAAGCCAUCGGUUGCUAUGGGGCCGGCAUCAACAGGACUCCCAACAUUGACCGCCUCGCAACCGAGGGCAUGAAAUUCAACCACUGCUAUGUCACAAACUCGAUAUGCACCCCUUCUCGAGCCGCCAUUCUCUGUGGUACCUACAACCAUGUGAACGGCGUCAUGACACUGGAUGAUCAUAUUAAUAAGCACCUCCCAAAUGUCGCAAAACACCUCCGUACAGGAGGCUACCAGACGGCCAUGGUGGGAAAGUGGCACAUGGGUGAAUCCGUGGAGAACCAGCCGACGGGUUUCGACUACUGGUCUAUUCUUCCCGGCCAAGGCGAGUAUUGGGACCCCGAAUUCAUCGAACCUUCGGGUAUCCAUGUCGAGUCGGGCUACGUCACGGACAUCAUCACCGAAAAAAGCCUCGAGUUUGUCCGCGGGCGCGACAAGUCCAAACCAUUCUUCCUCAUGUGCCAUCACAAGGCACCGCACCGAUCCUGGGAGUGCGACGACAGGCACAAGAAUCUCUAUCAAGACCCCAUCCGGCUUCCAGACACCUUCACUGACGACUACAAGAACCGUGCGAAGGCUGCCAGAAUUGCUAAGAUGCGAGUUGCCGAGGACUUAACCUACCAGGACCUCGGUCUCGUGCAGCCGGACGGCGGCCGAAGGGUAGGUGAGCGCGUUCAACAGGAGAAAGGAGCCAGCGAGCGCAAGAUACCUGCACCCACCACGGAGGAAGGGCUACGUGCUCUGAAGCUCAUCGACAAGGAGGACGGUACGGUUUUCACUUUUACGUCUCAAGGCGAGCUGGCCGAGUUCAAGUUCCAACGGUACAUGCAACGUUACCUGCGUACGAUCCAGUCGGUGGACGACAGUGUUGGCCGCUUGCUCGACUACCUUGACAGGGAGGAGCCUGGACUGGCCGACGACACCAUCGUCAUCUACACGUCCGACCAGGGCUUCUUUCUUGGUGAGCACGGUUGGUUUGACAAGCGAUUUAUGUACGAGGAGUCCUUCCAGAUGCCCUUCCUUAUCAAAUAUCCCAAAGAGAUCGCAGCCGGUUCGGUCUGUGACGACAUCAUCUGCAACGUGGACUUUGCAACUACCUGGUUAGACUACGCGCAGCUUCCGGUCCCGUCUUACAUGCAGGGCAGAUCAUUCCGGCCUCUGUUGCAAGGGCUGCGCCCGGCAGACUGGCAGCAGGUGGCGUACCACCGUUACUGGAUGCACAACGACAUUAUCCACAACGCUUACGCGCACUAUGGGAUUCGUGACCAGCGAUACAAGCUUAUUUACUGGUACAACGAGGCGCUGGACAUCAAGGGGGCGCGACCGGGUGGCGAGGAACACAAGGAGUGGGAGCUGUUUGAUUGUGAUAAGGACCCUCUGGAGCUGUUUAAUGUAUAUAACGAGCCUGAGUACCAUGAGGUGGUACUGCACAUGACGGCGCUGCUGGAGAGGAAGAUGAUGGAGAUUGGCGACGAACCGGUCCAUCCUCCAAUCCAGGUCAGACUUCCUUAG